AAAAAAAAAAAAACGAUCAUUCAAUAACGUCCAGCUAACGACACUCUGCACCCCGUCGCUGACGACUUCCACCGCCAGCCUUCCCGCAAAUUCGUGACUUUCACUUGUCGCAACUUCCAAAAUCCAUCCAAUUUGAAAAUCCUAAAUUCAUUUCAUCGGAUCUUCUUAUUGUCACAAUUUCAUUUCAUUUCAAUCACACACACACAUUCAGUGUGAUGCAGUUAUUAUUAUUAUAAAUAGUUAGGGUUUAAAAGAAUCAAUUGAAUUUGAGAAGGAGGUGGGAGAUGGAAGAGGUGAUAACAGCUGCAGAUGCGUCAUCAAGUUUCCGAUCAUACUCAUCGGAAUCUUCUUCUGUUCUUCCUUCCAAUUUGCCUCUCCUUUCGGCCUUUUUGUCCCUUUUUAUUGCUCAGUUUCUCAAAGUAUUCACUCACUGGUUUAAAGAGAGGAAAUGGGAUACCAGAAGGAUGCUUAGCUCAGGGGGUAUGCCAUCAUCACAUUCCGCAACAGUUACAGCUCUUGCGACAUGCAUAGGUUUACAAGAUGGCGCAGGUUCCUCAGCGUUUGCCAUUGCAGUGGUUUUGUCAUGUGUUGUAAUGUAUGAUGCAACUGGUGUUAGGCUUCAUGCUGGUCGGCAAGCCGAGUUAUUGAAUCAAAUUGUUUGUGAGCUUCCUCCAGAACAUCCACUUUCGAAUGUUAGGCCUCUACGAGAUUCACUUGGCCACACCCCAUUCCAGGUUGCAGCUGGGGCUGUUCUGGGCGUCGUGAUGGCCUUUAUUAUGAAUAUAUCAACCUAGUGGUUAAUCACUCCAUUAAUGUUGUUUAAGCUCAUCUAAAGAUAGCAGCUUGAAGACUCACUCUAAAGAUGGCAAUGUUCUUUGAUGCUCAAAGACGGUCUUCUCCCCGUAUAUUGGAAUAUAUUUGCAAAAGCUUCCCUGGACAACUAAUGUCGUUUUCAAUGAUACACUGCUCAUUCCUCAUGUAUAUUUUUCUAUUUUGACCAGUGAUGUGACUAGCACUCUUUGAGAACAAGAACUCUUAUUUCUGGAA
Messenger RNA from Erigeron canadensis, 1047 nucleotides. RefSeq lists its product as uncharacterized. The record is from RefSeq and is a predicted model, not a curated record. The transcript has 5 exons. Bases 285 to 794 code for a protein of 169 amino acids. Lineage: Eukaryota; Viridiplantae; Streptophyta; Magnoliopsida; Asterales; Asteraceae.